This is a messenger RNA of Prunus armeniaca (apricot), 648 nucleotides long. The record is from the annotation of a GenBank genome assembly. NCBI's taxonomy places the organism in Eukaryota, Viridiplantae, Streptophyta, Magnoliopsida, Rosales, Rosaceae.
AUGCAUUGUCGAUCUGCUGAUGACCCUACUUCAGUCAUCACCCCUUCCUCCUCACGGCGCUUGUGUUCAAGAACUGCCGCUUGUGCUUCCCACCAUUCUCUGAUCUCUCACUUCGUGUCUCCGGUGUACUCUACUCGUUGUACUAAUGUGUCGUUGGUUCGUGGUUUGUGGCUGCCCAACUUCCAGCUUAUUCAUGAAUUUUAUGUCUUCGCUGCCUCUGCCUCUCUAUCUGGAAUUGUUGUGCGUCUGGUGAAUCGACUCUAUGUGUCUCCACCCAAGGUCCUUCGCACUGAGCUCUCAUCCGGUAUGAUGUCUCAGAAAGUGAGUUGGAAGGCUGCUCAUAUUCUCUUCCAGCUUGUGAUUGAGCACUCUGUCAAUGUUGAGUUCUACAUCUGUGAAAGCCUCAUCGCAGCUGGUGCCUCAAAUGCCAUUGUUCUGACAACAAGUCUUGUUCAACCUCGAAUUAUCACAGCUUUGGCUACUCAUGCUAGUGUCCUUGCACUGUCUACGGAUGAUAUUGGCUCUUCCAACACCAUCAAAGUCAAUAAUCAGGAACGUCUUGACACCUAUGGUGAGCUGCUGCUGACACUUGUUGUGCAUAUUCAGCCACCUGAUCCUCCUCAUCCUACUUGGGCUCGCAGCCUCUAA